Messenger RNA from Heterocephalus glaber (naked mole-rat), 6287 nucleotides. RefSeq names its product zinc finger protein 217 (gene Znf217). Gene Ontology annotation, cellular component: nucleus. Gene Ontology annotation, biological process: regulation of DNA-templated transcription. Gene Ontology annotation, molecular function: DNA-binding transcription factor activity, RNA polymerase II-specific; RNA polymerase II cis-regulatory region sequence-specific DNA binding. The record is from RefSeq and is a predicted model, not a curated record. NCBI's taxonomy places the organism in Eukaryota, Metazoa, Chordata, Mammalia, Rodentia, Bathyergidae.
CAAACCAUCUUUCAAAGAUAAGAGUUUUUCCAGCAGUUAAACUGUGCUGUGACAGGGUGGGGAAGCAGGGACAGACCCGCUGCCUUCUUCUAACCAGAGACUGAGCAGGGCUGGCAUCAUAUCUUGGGAAAGGAUGUCUGUCCAUACUAAGGCGAGGUUCCUCAAACCUGUACAGGUUUUUUUCUUGUGAUACUGGGGAUUGAACCCGGGACCUUGCAUUCGGUAGGCAAGGACACUGAAUCCUGCACCCCAGCUCAAUUUCCUUUAAAAAAAAAAAGGUAUUACUUUGAUUUUGCCUAAAAGGAUGCUAUAAAACAACUAUUUGCCAUCAACAGUGUCAUUCUUUUUAGUAGAAAGGACCUCAGUCAGUGAUCUAUUCAAAUUCAGAUUAGUCCUGGUGGCUGUGUGUAGCGCUCUUUGGAUAGCCUCUUCCUCGCUGAGCUACUGGCCGGUGAGGACACAGCAUGUCAGGGCAGCGUGUGAGAACUACUUUUCUAGAAUAUGUGCCUGGCUUCUUAAGUUAAAGUAUUUCCAGGACGUUGACAUUCAAUAAAUAGUUGUUGAACGAGUAAAUGAUGACACAGAAAUCCCAGUUAGCAGUCUCAUGUACACAUGUGAUCCACAGAGCCAUCGCGUAUUCCCUUCAGUAUACAGACCAACCCUCAGAAUCAAGCAUUUAGCCACAUUAACUGGUCGUGGAGAGAUGAGCUGGGUAGUGGUGGCAGCUGUAUGGCCGCUCACAACCAGACUAGAACCCAGGUCUCUGGAGUGUUCUGUUGCAUCACACAGGCUGCGUUGAGAUAAAGCCCUGCAGUGUUCUUCCUCCACCCUGUCUAAUCUGGAGAAAAAGCUUACUGUUAAAACUGUUCUUUAUUGGAGACUGAAGAUCACAGGGGAGGUUAUUUCCCCCAGUGUAGGAAGCGGAAGAGCCUCCUGAGCGCAGGCCCUGGCCCUUCCCCUGCGGAAGUCGGAAGGAGGGAUGUGCUCUGCUUGUGUCCACCCGUGUGCUGGGAGCGCCUCUGUCUUCUCGUUUUCUUGGGUAGAAUGAAGACUCCAGUUCUAACGCAGCUGGGACUACAUGAAGAUGUCCGGUUUUGAGCGUCCCCUGUCUUCACGGUGCUGCUCAGUGGAAUCACCUGCUCCAUGGGGACUGCGAGAACUGAUGCUGUGUGCUGAUCCACGUCCCAGGUUGGCUUCCGGCAGCCUGCCCGCCUGUUCUGCGGCACGCGUGACCCUCUGCAUCGCUGAGCUCCCCGGAAACUUUGCACGAGAAGUUACAGGAACGCACACUUCCUUCUGACCUUUAUAAUACACAUUUGCUCUGGUUUCGAAGCCCAGGGCCGCUGGAGGGGUGAGUGACAAGUCUCACAAGUGGCCUUAUUCUGCCCGACUCAGCCCCAGCGGAACUCGAGUCCUACUGUGUGCGCGCCCUCCCAGCAGCAGCCAUGCCGACGCAGUCCCUCCUCGUGUACAUGGACGGCCCUGAAGUGAUGGGCGGGUCCCUGGGCGCCCAGAUGGAACCCGAUGAUGCUUUGUCAAUCAAAGGGGCCCCCGCUGUCCCUUUCCGAGCUUCGCAAGAGAAGAGCAUCAUCCAGCUGGAAGGGUACAUGCCCUUGGACUGCAUGUUUUGCAGCCAGACCUUCACCCUCUCGGAAGACCUCAACAAGCACGUCCUGCUGCAGCACCGGCCCACCCUGUGUGAGCCCGAGGUCCUGCGGGUGGAAGCCGAGUAUCUCAGCCCCCUCGAUAAGAGUCAGGUGCGCUCGGAGCCACCCAAGGACAAGAGCGCCAAAGACAGUGAAGACUUCAGCUGCGAGGUCUGUGGGCAGGCGUUCAGGGUGGCUUUUGACGUGGAGAUUCACAUGCGGAAGCACAAAGAUUCCUUCACUUACGGGUGUAACAUGUGCGGGAGGAGGUUCAAGGAGCCGUGGUUCCUGAAGAAUCACAUGCGGACGCACAACGGCAAGUCGGGCACCAAGAACAAGCUGCACCCAGGCCUCGAGGGGCCUGUCACCAUCAACGAGGUGGUCCAGGCGCACUCAGCUGGGAGCGUCUCGUCUCCUUACAAGAUCUGCAUGGUGUGCGGCUUCCUGUUUCCAAAUAAAGAGAGCCUGCUGGAGCACAGCAAGGCGCACACCAAAGAAGCUGCUUCCGGGAGCAGCAGGACGCAGAGCGACUCUAGGCCGGAGGCAAGCCUGGCUCCCAGGGAGGAGCUGCUGCAGUUUCUAAACCUAAGGCCCAGUGCUCGCGACGAGGCCGGCAGGAGGCCCGCCCAAUGCAUACCUCAGCUCGACCCCUUCACCACAUACCAGGCAUGGCAGCUGGCCACCAAGGGGAAGGUCGCCGUGGCCCAGGAGGAAGUCAAGGAAUCCGGGCAGGAAGGGAGCACCGACAACGAUGAUUCGUGCUCGGAGAAGGAGGAGCUCGGAGAGAUUUGGAGUGGGAGCAAGUCGGAAGGUUCCGGAAAGUCCAGAGUGAAUAAAAGCAGCUACACAGGCCUCUCCCAAGACAGAGAGAAGCCCAGACAUGCCAGUGGUGAAGUGCCUUCCGCCGACGGGGACCCCAAGGCACCCGGUAGCAAGGAGAAGCCCACGCACUGCUCUGAGUGCGGCAAGGCCUUCCGGACCUACCAUCAGCUCGUCCUGCACUCGCGCGUGCACAAGAAGGACAGGCGGGUGGGCGCAGAGUCGCCCACCAUGGCCGACGGCAGGCGGCCGGGCACCCGCUCCCCCGACCUCGCCCCCUCCCUGGACGACGGCGUGGCCCUGGACCGCGAAGGCGGCUCGGAGGACGGCUCUGAGGACGGGCUCCCAGAGGUGCUGCCGCUGGAUAAAAAUGAUGAUGGAGGAAAAAUAAAGCAUCUUACAUCCUCGAGAGAGUGUAGUUAUUGUGGGAAGUUUUUCCGUUCAAAUUAUUACCUCAAUAUUCAUCUCAGAACGCACACAGGUGAGAAGCCGUACAGGUGCGAGUUCUGUGACUAUGCCGCGGCCCAGAAAACGUCGCUGCGGUACCACCGGGAGCGGCACCACAGGGACAAGCAGGGGGAUGCCAGGGCCCAGGGCAAGGGCGCGGAGCGGGAGGAUGCGCUGCCCGCCUCCAGCUCACAGACCAGGAGCUCGAAGCGAUCCUUCCACGGAGCCCAAGAUGUGAAGGGCGCCCCGCCGGCCAAGCUGCCCCGGGACCCGCCGCCUGCCCGCCUCGGUGCUCAGGACAGCAGCGGGAACCCUAGCCCGCGCCCUGCCGCCCUCGGGGAGGAACCCCGGCCUGGCGCCGAUGGCCAGGAGCGGCCCCUGAACCUGUCCCGCGGGGCCCCGCACUGCACCGCGCUGUCUCUCAGCAGAGCCCUGAUCCCCAGCGUCACCUGCCCGUUCUGUACCUUCAGGACCUUCUACCCCGAGGUCCUGAUGAUGCACCAGCGGCUGGAGCACAAGUACAACCCUGAUGCCACCCGGGGCUGCCGCAGCAGGGCCCCACUCAGGGCACGGCGCACCGGCUGCCCACCCGCGCUGCAGGGCAAAGACGUGGCUCCCCUGCCCGUGCCGCCCCGGCCCCGGCCCCGCCCCCGGCCCUGCCCUGCUGCACAGCCCAGGCCCGCGCCGCCCGAGAAGGGUCGCCAGGGCCCCACACCGCCGGCAAGGGUGCCCCCGGCCCCGGGCACUGAGCCCAGCACUUUAGCCCCCAGCAACCUGAAGGCCCCGCGGCCCCACCCGAGCUCCGGAGUCCCGGGAGCCUCCAGGCCACAGCAGCCGGAGGCGUUUCCGAAGGCUGGUAUGCCCUCCGGCCCGGACAAGACCAAGAGAGCCGAGACCAAGCCCAGGGCCCUGGCUGAGGCCCCUGUGCAGCCCCCUGUGGGUGGCGGCGGCAGCAGCAGCGGCGGAGGAGGCGCGACCCCGCCCGGGGACUGCGCCCCAAAGAGCGAGGGGCCCUGGGCUGCGCCCGGGAGAGACUACCUGUGCCACCGGCAGGCGGCCGAGCUCGGGGAGCUGCUGCCCAAGAGACUGAAGGCCAGCGUUGCGGCCCCGGACACUGAGCAGCCCGGGCCCACCUGCAGGCGGAGCUACGACCUCCCCAAGUACCAUGCACCCCGGGGCAUUGCCACGCUGAUGCCGCAGGAGUGUGCGUGCCCGCCAGCGCCCCUGCCACCCAAGCCCCGCUUCCUGGGCCCCGGGGACUCGGAUGCCCCGAGCGUGCAGGCCACGCAGAGGUCCUUUGGCGGGGGGGCGCUGUACACCUGCGCGCCCCCUGGGCACCCUGCCGCUGGGCUGGCGCUGGAAGGAAAAAGACCUGUGUCCUACCAACACUUAGCCACCAGCCUCCUGCAGAAGAGAAGCUACGAGAGUUUUAUUGGGAGUGCACAUUAUCGACCAAAUGACAAAAAGACUUGAUUUCCUAUUGGGGAAGAAAGGUUUUGCCGGAUGUAAGUGCAUACUCUCCGUGAAAUUAAACUUUGGUUCAUCCUCUGAGAAAGGAAAUGGUGAAGCUACUGAAAUAAGCUGUGAUUGUACUGUAUUAGAGCACGCGAGGAGCAUGUGAGGAACACUACAGCUUCGGAAGGUUGUUCUGUAACUUUUGUACCAAAUAGCAAUAAAAACGAGUUGGAACAGUUGGGCCAUACACAGGUGGGGACUGGAAAUCUCUAUUUUGUCCCUGAAUAAUAUUUUUUUUAGAAUUGACCAAAUAAGUGGAGUUUUGCAUCCUUGAGCGCUGCUGAAGAGAAAUCACUGGGGCUGGGGCGGGGGCGGGGAAAGUCUAUCAUGCUUGCAUCUCAGGUAAGAGUCUGUAAAUAUCUAAGUUGUAAACCUGCUUGUUUAAAUACUGUGUGUAUUCCUUUUCCCUGAUGGAGCUCAACACCUGUAGCAUUGUCUGCUGUUUGUGCUCAUUUAAAAAUGUUUGUUUUUAAAAAUUUUCUAAGGGUCUGUAUUGUGUCAAAUCCCCCCAACCUGUUGUCUGAACAAAAUGUUGGCGGAAGUGUCGGGCGUGGCCCUCUCUGAAGACGGGGGGCUGCACCCUGACCCCGUCCCUCAUGAGGCGGUGUCCCUGGGCCUGUCCGGUGUCCCCAGCCUGUCCGCUGAGCUGUUUGUGGAGCUGUUUCCGUUUUUUGCCAUCUGUUGCUUCUGUGGGAAGAUUUAGCUUUUUGGGGAGUGUUUGGCUAAAUUAAUCUAUAAAAAAUGCUAGAUUGCAAAUAGUGAGAAGCAAUUUUAAGGGAAUGAAGGGCCUUGGGGCAGAUGUUAGGUGUGUAUCUGAGAGUCGCAGCCACCAGGUAGUGCAGACGUGGAUUCAGAGUGGGAAACUAGGAAACUAACCGCUGGCCAAGCCCCCAGGGCGGGGCAGGGAACUGGGACCCCGCUGGUCUCCUGCAUAUGAGGCUGUUUCGCCCACGCACAGGCAGUUUGGGUUUUAGAUGGGAGCCCACUUGGCGUUUUAAACUCGUGUUUCUUUGAUGUGUUGUCCAUGGCUGAGUUUUCCCAGCAGUUCAUGAGUUUAGCAACCACAGAAUAUUUUAUGAAGAAACUAUUUCAAAGAUAAAUUUGCACUGCCCAUUUUUUCUGCCCUGCUCCUCUGUGGAGGGCGAAGUGCUCUAAGAAGCCCAGUGUUUCCUUAGGCAGCAGCACGCUGUCCUGGGUCUGCCUCCCGGUGUGGGCUCCCAGGUCGAGCCGGAGUGCACGCUCGCCCAAGUCCUGUUCACAAGCUGAGCCAUAUGUACAUAAUCUAGAUGGGUGUUUUCAUAGUUUUGCACUUUUUAUAGCCUAUUUUUGAAGAUUAGCACAUUUGCAAAAUGAUUGAUUCAGUCUUUGCCUAAUCCAGUGAGUGUUACAGAAAGCUUGCUGGGAUAUAAAUGUAAGUCUUAAAAAAGGGAUGUGGUAACAGCGGGCUGGAAUUUAAAACUAUUAAAAAAAAAUCACCAAAUCUAUGUGAAAACAAAUCAAGUUUGUGUUACGCUGAAAUUUUUGGGCUUUUGUAUCUCCUUUCCAACUACAUUUCUGAACGCAUAAAAAUAGCAAUUUUUUUUAACAGCCCUUUGUACUUCAAAGUAUGUUUGUGUCCAUCAGUAUUAACUAUUGGAAUACUACUGCUUUUGUAUGUUUUUUUCCUUUGAGACAACAGUACAUUUAAUAGAGGUACAAUUCGUUGAAUUUUUGUUGAUGUAUUUAUUUUAUUCCAGUUUGAUUUAUUUUAAUUGUUACUUGUCAAACAGUAGACAUUACUUAUUUUAUUUAUGAUAUAUUUCAGCCUAAAGUUAUGUUAUUAUAUGUGGAUGUAAAUAUAGAUUUGGUGUUUUGCAGUCA